AUGAUGUUCCCCAGCCUCAUCGCCCCUCCAGCCGUCUACCCCGGCCUCCUCCGGCCGACCCCCACCCUCACCUUGCCUCAGUCGCUGCAGUCGGCUUUUUCCAGCCAUUCCAGCUUCCUGGUGGAAGAUCUGAUCCGGAUCAGCAGGCCCACCAGCUACCUGCCCAGGACUGCCCCCCCGCCCAGCAUGUCCCCCCCAGCCUCGGCGGCCAGGACGGACUCGGGGACUUCGGAGCUCCCCAGCUCCACCACCGCCGGCUCCAGGAGGAUCUGUUCCCCACAGACUUCCAGCAGCGACUCCACUUUCCUGAAGUUUGGAGUCAACGCCAUCCUCUCCUCCACGCCCCGAGCCGAAACCUCCCCUGCGUUGCUUCAGAGCGUCCCGCCAAAGACUUUCUCCUUUCCUUAUUUUGAAGGAUCCUUCCAGCCCUUUCUCAGAUCUUCCUAUUUCCCAGCUGCCUCCGCCGUGGUCCCCAUCCCUGGCACCUUCUCCUGGCCGCUGGCUGCCCGGGGCAAGCCCCGCCGGGGAAUGCUGCGCCGGGCUGUCUUCUCCGACGUGCAGCGCAAGGCACUGGAGAAGAUGUUCCAGAAGCAGAAGUACAUCAGCAAACCCGACAGGAAGAAGCUGGCGGCCAAGCUGGGCCUCAAGGACUCACAGGUGAAGAUUUGGUUCCAGAACAGGAGGAUGAAAUGGAGGAACUCUAAAGAAAGAGAGCUCCUCUCUUCUGGUGGCUGCAGAGAACAGACCCUACCCACCAAGUUCAACCCUCACCCAGACCUCAGUGACGUAGGCAAGAAAUGUUCAGGAGAGGAAGAGGAGGAGGAAGUUCCCUCCAUGUGCCCACCCAGCCCCCGGCAUCCCCUAACCUACCACCAGUCCCCAGAACAUCUACACCUGAGGGACAGACUGGACUCCCAGAUAUCUCCUUCACCAUCCCAUUCUAGCAGCCCCAGCAAACCUUCAGACUUCUCAGACUCAGAGGAAGAGGAUGAUGAAGGGGUAGAAGAAGAGGAGGAGAUAACAGUCUCUUAGAUCGCUUGCCUGCCCCCACCAUCACAUGAGGACACUGCAAAGAUGUAAAUAAACCAGAGUGCUAUAAA
This is a messenger RNA of Oenanthe melanoleuca, 1100 nucleotides long. RefSeq names its product developing brain homeobox 1 (gene DBX1). NCBI's taxonomy places the organism in Eukaryota, Metazoa, Chordata, Aves, Passeriformes, Muscicapidae. Gene Ontology annotation, biological process: regulation of transcription by RNA polymerase II; cell differentiation in spinal cord. Gene Ontology annotation, molecular function: DNA binding; DNA-binding transcription factor activity, RNA polymerase II-specific. The coding region runs from base 1 to 1032 and encodes 343 amino acids. The transcript has 4 exons. The record is from RefSeq and is a predicted model, not a curated record.